AUGAAAAGCGGCUAUACGACCGACACGACGUCAGCAACUCUUCCAAACUGGACAGAAAAUCUUAUUAAUGAUAAGCUUGCCCAAACGAUAGACACCAAAUUUGACAAUUCGCUGCCAUCUCCACCUAGUUUCAAACAGGCCAAUAAUGGUAGUAAAACUGCAAAAUCGGCUACUAAACAAGAUUCCGUGAAAGCCAAAGAUUUGAACGGUAUUGCCGUACAGAAAGCUUGGCAAAUCUCGUUGCAACCAGCGAAAUCGAUUCCAUUGAACAUGGUAAUGUCUUACAUGUCUGGUUCUUCGCUUCAAAUUAUCUCCAUCAUGACAGCACUUAUGCUCAUUUCGAACCCCGUGAAAAGCGUCGUUAACAUCAGACGCACGUUCAAGCCGGUCUUGAGCAAUUCUGAAGUGAAAAAUGAGAUUAUGCUCCCGAUGAUGGCGUUCGUGCUUUUUCAAGGUUUGCUCAUGGCUAUUGGCGUGCACAAAUUGAACAGCAUGGGAUUAAUUCCUAAUACCAGAAGCGACUGGCUGUUCUUAGAAAAACCGGCUAGUUUUGCUUCUAAUUCGUAUGCAUUUUGA
Messenger RNA from Lachancea mirantina, 576 nucleotides. The record is from the annotation of a GenBank genome assembly. Lineage: Eukaryota; Fungi; Ascomycota; Saccharomycetes; Saccharomycetales; Saccharomycetaceae.